This is a messenger RNA of Drosophila busckii, 8197 nucleotides long. RefSeq names its product nephrin (gene sns). Gene Ontology annotation, biological process: cell-cell adhesion. The transcript has 22 exons. Gene Ontology annotation, molecular function: cell adhesion molecule binding. Gene Ontology annotation, cellular component: cell-cell junction. The record is from RefSeq and is a predicted model, not a curated record. Lineage: Eukaryota; Metazoa; Arthropoda; Insecta; Diptera; Drosophilidae. The coding region runs from base 549 to 5219 and encodes 1556 amino acids.
GAGUCUGCGCCAACAAAAGUGAUAGCAUUUGUUAAUCUUAAAGUUGUGCACAGCAAAAAGAAAUCAAAUCUAAGCAAAAGUUACCUGAUACACCUGCUAAAAUAUUCAAAAGCAAGUGCCUAGUGCUAGCCGCCGCCGUCGUAGUCGUCGUCGUCGUCGUCGUCGUCGGCAACUCUCAAUUGCGGUUGGUCGCGUCUUUCGUUUCGUCGUAGUGCGCCAGCUGCUUUCAUCCUGGCCACAUCAAUAUGUGUGUUAACUUCAAACUUAAAGUCAAGUUCGCGUGCCGGGCUUGAACUGCUGCCUGCUCAAUAGAGCUCAAGUGCUAAAGCAAAACGCGUGCAACAUUGCGGCGCAUUGAGUAACAGACACCAACACACACACAUACACACACACACACACACACACACACAAAUGUGUUGCAGCAACGGUAAACGCUCGUUAUAGCGUUGAGCAUAUACUUGGAAGUGUUACGAAAAAAAAGCAAAAUAUAUAAGCAAAGUGCAAGUGCAACUGCAACUUGCAACAGCAACAGCAGCAGCAGCAGCAAUAUGGCAUUGAAAUUGCAAACACAAGCUGAAGACAAAGUGCCGCAAUUACAACAACAGCAACAAAUACACAGAAAAUGGCAACAACAUGCCACAAAGCGGCGACGACACAACAGCAGCAACAGCAACAACAACAACAACAAUUGCCGGCAACAACGGAAACAGCGUCAGCAGCAAUCACAUUGGAUUAAACAUGCGCAACUGCUCUGCUUUGCGCUGCUGACGCUGACGCUGACGCUGCCGCUGGGGUCUGAGGCACAACAGCAAAAGUUUCGCACGGUGCCACACGAUAUGCAAGUGCUGGAGGGAUCGGAGGCAAUGAUGCGCUGCGAGGUGGCAAAUGUGGCGGGCGCUGUGCAGUGGACCAAGGAUGGCUUCGCUUUGGGCUUCGAGGCGGUCAUACCGGGAUUUCCACGCUACUCAGUGCUGGGCGAUCGUCGCCAGGGCGUCUAUAAUCUGCGCAUUUCGAAUGCAUCGAUCAACGAUGAUGCCGAGUAUCAGUGUCAGGUGGGGCCGGCGCGUCUCAACUCCGCAAUACGUGCGAAUGCCAAGCUGACAGUCAUAUCGCCACCAUCAUCGAUCGAGAUCAAGGGCUACAGCCACAACUCCAAGGUGGAAGUGCGUGAGAAUCAGGAUCUAAGUCUCAAAUGCAUUGUGGCAAAUGCAAAGCCAGCAGCGCAAAUUGUUUGGUAUCGCGGCAAUGUGGAGUACAAGCCAGAUAAACGCGAUGAUAAAGUCGAGGAAUCCACGCCCAAGCGUUAUACCACCAGUUCCAGCCUGAAGCUCAAGCCCGGACCUGAUGAUGACUACACAGAGUACACCUGCCAGGCGAAGCACAAGGCUCUAUCUCCCGACAUGCCCAUGCGUAACACCGUGCAACUGUCUGUGUUGUAUCCACCCGGACCACCCUACAUUGAAGGCUAUGCGCCGGGCGAGACGCUACGUCGAGGUCAAACCGUGGAGCUUACUUGUCGCAGUCGCGGCGGCAAUCCACCGGCACAGCUUAUCUGGUAUAAGAACGGCUCACAAAUACGCAUGGCAUACAGAACUUCUGGGCGACUGUCGGAGAAUAUUUACAGCUUCACCGCCGAGGCGGGGGACAACAAGGCGCGUUUCCGCUGUGAGGCAAGCAAUGUGAUGUCGCAGACGCCGCUCAAGACGGAAGUGGAGCUCUCAGUGCUAUUCGCACCUUCACAAGUCACUGUAACGGGCCCAACGGAGGCGCGCGUGGGCGAUGUGGUGCCCUUGACGUGCAGCACAGCGCCAUCGAAUCCACCCGCUGAGAUCAAGUGGAUGGUGGGCGGCCGACAGAUACACAAUGCCACCACCAAGACAACCAUCAGCCCCGAAGGCGGCUGGACAACAAGCUCCAACUUCAGCACCACUGUGGAGCCCAACAAGCGCUCACUUGUGGUCAUCUGUCAUGGCCUGAACAUGCAGCUGACUGAAAAUGUUGUCUCCACGCACACGAUUAACGUACUAUAUCCACCCGCGCCGCCAUUAAUUUCGGGCUACAUGGAAGGACAAAUUAUUCCAGCUGGAUCCGUGCAAAAACUGCUCUGUGUCUCAUCAGGCGGCAAUCCGCUGGCAUCGCUAAUAUGGUACAAAAACGACAAGCGGAUCAACUCCAUCAUUCGGGCCGCAGACAAAUCGGUGUCUGCCGAAAUAACCAUACUGGCCAAUGUGACAGACAAUCAGGCGCAGUACCGCUGCGAGGCCUCCAAUAGUGCCACCGAAAUACCGUUAUUCGAGUCCACAACGCUCAGCGUGCACUUUGCGCCAGAGACGGUGAAAAUACGCAUUGAACCGGAAGAGCUGCGACCUGGCAUGGAGGCAACCGUCAUUUGUGACUCGAGCUCGAGCAAUCCGCCAGCGAAGCUGUCCUGGUGGAAGGAUGGCAUCGCCAUUGAAGGCAUUAAUAAUACGUCCAAGGCAGGCCUCUGGGGCGGCAUGGUGUCCACGCUGGAGUUCAGGGUAAACAUCACACAGGAAAUGAACGGUGUGGUCUACACAUGCCAAAGCGCCAACGAAGCGCUGCAGCGCAGUGUCCAUGAGGCAAUCAGCCUCAAUGUGCUCUAUCGGCCCAAGUUUGUGCCGCCGCCAUCGUGGACUUCGGUUGGUUUGGAGGGCGAAUCGCUGCUGGUGCCGCUGCAGGCGAAUGCCAAUCCCAGCAGCAUCAGCUACAGCUGGACCAAGCAGGGCGUUGCCAUACCCCAGGAGCCGGGCGAGCAUCGCAUCUUUGCCGCCGGCGCCACGCUCAACUUCACCAAGCUGCAUCGCGAUGAUGCCGGCAGCUACGUCUGCGUUGCCAGCAAUUCCCAGGGCAAGGCGAACAUCAACAUCACUGUCGUUGUCGAGUAUGGUGCCGCCAUCAAAUCUGUGUCGGAGCAUAUUAUUGUGAAUCCUGGCGAGGAUGCGCUGCUGAGCUGCAGCGUGGAGGGCAAGCCGCUGCUGGAGGAGCACGUCAAGUGGGAGCGCGUCAACUACGACAUGAAAGUGAAGACCAACACAACAUUCACCAAUGGCACCGCCUAUUUACACAUAAGCAACGCGCAGCGUGAGGAUGUGGGCAACUUUCGCUGCGUGGCGGACAAUCAUGUGGCCAAUCCCACCAGCCGCGAUGUGCUGCUCAUAGUCAAAUUUGCGCCCGAAAUAGCAAAGGCGCCAACGCUGCUGCGUGCGGCAAGCGGCACGGGCGAGCAGGGCCGACUGCCAUGUCGUGCGCAGGGCUCGCCAAAGCCGCAGUUCAUCUGGCGGCAGGACAAGCUGGAGCUGCCCAUCAAUCGCACCGACAAGUACGAAGUGGAGGAGCGUAAAAUUGAUUCGCUCACAUACGAGUCGACGCUGAAGGUGGCCAAGGUGGCGCCCGCCGACUACGGCGGUUACGAGUGUGUGGCACGCAACGACUUGGGCGAGGAUGUGCAGACGGUGCGGCUGGACAUCACCUCGCCGCCGGAGACGCCGCUCAGCCUCAAUAUACUGAAUGUAACGCAUGACACGGUGACUGUGGCCUGGACGCCUGGAUUUGAUGGCGGCCUCAAGGCUUCGUAUCGCGUGCGUUAUCGCAUGGUCGACCGCGAGCAGUACAAAUACGUGGAUGGGCUGCCCAACAGCCACAAGCUGACCAUUGGCGGUCUACGCAUGAACACGCUCUAUCUCUUCUCGGUUAUGUCGCGCAACGAUUUGGGCAACAGCAACUAUCUGCCGGAUCUGGCGCGCGCCCAGACCAAAGAGGCGCCGCCGCCAUCGCAGCCAGCAUCGUCGCUGGGCGGCGGACCGCCCACCACCAGCCAAACACCGCUGGGCGGCACAUCGGGCAUGUUGCUGGUUGGCGUUGCCGCCGGCAUCAGCGUGGUGCUGCUCAAUGUGUUUGUCAUCGGCUGUUGCCUGCACAAGCGCAACGAGAAGCGUCUCAAGCGAGGACUUGAAUUGCUGCCAGCUGAGCUAAGCGAGGACUCCAGCAAUACCUCCAACCUGGUUAUAAUUGGCAUCUCCUUGGCGGCCUUUGGUUUCCUCUUGGUCAAUGCGGCGCUAGUUGCCUGGUUUAUUGUUCAUCAGCGUCGCAAAAAAGUGUCGGAAACUACAAAUCAACCAGGCAAAACGGCAACCAUCGAAAUGUACGCGCCCAGCUCGUACAAUGACACCGUCACCGGCGAGACGCUGUCCAGCGUGUCCGAGAAGAGCGAGUCCUACUCCAAUGAGGGCAGUCAACCGGAAUAUAUUGAUGAGGCGCGCAAAAAAGCAGCGUCCACAUAUCUGGUGGAGAAUGCGGAUAUGCCGCCGCCCAGAUACCAAAAGGAUGGCACUUUGCCAGCGCUAUAUCCAAAUAAUAUGGUGAACGCCUGCACGCUGCCACAUCCGAGGCACAACAAUGGGCAUGUUGUAGCCGCUGCUGUAUCGCGCGACGAUCAGAUGCUCAUCAGCAAGGGCGUUUAUAUGCCGUCGCCAUCGCCAGCGCCGCCGCCAGAUGGCAGCUACUAUAACAUGAAUAGCGAUAGAUACUUGUCCUAUCCGCCAAUGGAAUAUCCGGGCGCGCUCGACUUUGGCGGCGCGGUGCCUUUGCCGCUAACGCAUCUGCAGCCCAUGCCGCUGACUGUGACCUCGCUGGCCAGCAAUGGCGGCGCCACGCUGCUGGGCAAUGGCGUGGGCGUGGGCGUGGGCAUGAGCAUGGGCGGCGGUUCCGGCACCUUGCGACGCGGCAUAUUGCGCGGCGUUGUGGGCGUGCCACCGCCCGAUGUAACGCAUCACACCAAUGCCAAUGGCAGUCCAUUGCAAAUGCUGCAUGAUUUGCAUCCGGUGAAUCUAAGCGCCAGCACAUUAACCACCAGCACUACGCUUAAUGGCAGCAUGACGACUGCGCUGCCGCUGGCAACAGCAACGCUGCCGCGUCAGCCACAUGGUAUACUCAAGGAUCCCAAUCGCAACAAGCAGCAGCAGCAGCAGCAGCAGCAGCAGCAACAGCUGCUAAAUGCUAGUCUAGUGGGCGUGCCUGUGUCAGCGCCCAUGGGCAGUUUGCAAAUACUCAAUUUGCCCGCAACGAGCAUGGGACUGGGCAGUAAUCUGUUAAUGACAACUAGCGCCACCUAUGACCCGGCGACGUUAAGCAGCUUCAAUGCCAGCGGCGGCGCUGGCGUGCCCGUUGCCUAUACAGACGCCGAUGGGCAUCUUGUAUAGCUGUAGGCGCUGACUGGGACCGUCGCCAGCAGCAGCAGCAACAACACAACGGAGUCCCGGUACUAAAGCAGCAAAUUAACUAUUUACAUACAAACACACACACAUACAUACUUAUAUAUAUUUAAAUGUAUGCAACGCUCUUAGCUAGUAGCUUUACCCUCUUUACUUUUGCGCGUUGACUAGACGUGUACUCGAGGCUAUUACCUUAUUCAAAUCAGCAGCGAAGAAGAAAACGGAAUUAGUUUAUGUAAAUUUGAAAUUCACACACAUUGAGCUAUUUGUUUAGAUAAAACACAAGCGCCAGAGGAUUUGCGUUUGCGCUAAUUAGGCAGCCAUAACAAAGGAGCGCGCGCGUUGGUCAAAAAAUUUUUGGUAAAUUAGUUGAGUUUCGAAAGUAAGUCAGCUGCACAAAGAGUAGCGAGGCGCAGCCAGUUGACAGCUCCCUGGGGCGUGCUACGGCCUCAAGUCGAUGGGCACGUGAUUGCGCGCCCCACACUCAAACAAAAAUUGCAAAACUUUAACAGUUGACAGCGAAAAAGUUACAGCUAGCGAUUAGUUUUGGCGCUACAGUUUUUAGCUCUAGCAAAAAUACAUUUGACGCUUGCCACGCCCAUGCCGCCUGUGUGCAGCUGAUGCUGUUAAGACAUUAUGUGCAGGCCAUAUUCAAAGUCUGCUGCUGGCUGCGGUAUUGCGAUCUAGACACUCCCUCAUGCCAAUCUUAAGUGUUUGCCGCACAUUUGCUUAGCUCGUCGCAGCUCAGCGAGCGUGACAUGCCCAUCUUGGCUACGCCAUUAACUUCUGUAUGCUGUAGCUGUAGCUGCUGCUGCUGCUGUUGGCCGCGCUGGAGCACAUCAUGACAAUUCUAUUAUGUAGCAUCAAUGCCAGCAGCAACGCACAGACGUUGCCAAGGACAAAAAGAAGACAACUACUUACAUGCCACAUGCAUAAAUGUGUAUGUGUGUGUGUGUGUGUGUGUGUGCAUUUAAUAUUCAUUGAGCUGUAAUUACCAAGUGCUAGCUUUUGACUGUCUCUAAUGCAGCGUCAAAUAAACGAAACGCAGCAACCCACACACACUCGCUUGGCUUAUCAGCUCAGCCACUUAAGACGCACACACACACACACACGCAAUAGAAACAUACAAGUCACCACUGGCGCUGUAAUUAAAAAUUAAAUUAUUUUCAAAAGCCACACACUCCAACGCAGCAGCAGCCAAGACAAGUAAAGCGCAUGCAAUGGAAAAAGCUUGUAGCUGUAUUUACACACACACACACACACACACACACACACGAGUGCGCGCACACAUGCACACGUAUGCAUAUUUAUCAGCUAAAGGGCCCGCAGCUUGUGGCAGUCACGCCCACACGCCCACGUGCUUGGACUGAAAUUGCUUUGUGUGGCGGCAUCAGCUCUUUCUUCGCUGGGAUUUCCGCUAUUGAAUAAUUGUGAUUGCUGCGCAGAUAAAUGUUAAAUGAGCAGGAAAAUAAGUUAAAUUAUAAUGGCAAGCGACAUAAGCGAAAAAUCUGUUGCUGCAGCCCAUUUAAACUUAUUAGUAAAGUGAUUAAUUAUGCAUGCACUUGUGUCUGGCAAUGCACUAAUAAGUUAUCGAUAGCGCAGCGUUGCCACCUAACGAUAAGCAAACUGCAAUUCAAGUACACGUCUAGGCUUUGGACAGUUUGCUUAACAUUUGUAGCUCUGUUAGACUGGGGCUGGGGCUAUUAACAUAAAAUUCAUAGGCAUAGAUAGCUAAGCGAACUAAUUAAAUGUUUAAAGCAGCAGCGAAAUAUGCCAAAAUUAAAAAUGUACAAUAAAAAGCUUAACUUGAAAUAGCAAACAAAACAAGAACGAUACAUAAAUUAUGUAAAAGGACAAAUGCAGGUACUCUAUAUAGUUAAACACACACACACACACACACACAGACAGUCAUAAAUGAAUUAACAUACAUGAGAAUUAGUUGUAAAAGUAGAAUAAAUUUCGCAUCUCGUAAUUAUAGUAAUCACACACACGCCCUCACACACACACACACAUACAAACUGCGUGUGUGUAUUAAUCCGUUCUAGGCUAUAAGCGACACACACACUAGCAACGCGUCUUCAAAGUGUCCCAAAUUAUACUAAAAACAUAUAUCGCUGUUUUUAAAUAUAACAAAUUUCAUUGCACUUAAUAAAUCUACAAAACAUAUGUAUGCUAUAUAACUCGAUAAAUUCUCUCUAUUAAAAGUUAAGCGUGCGUGUGUGUAUAGAUUUUUAUACAAACAAAAAAAAAUACUUAAAUGUCUUCCCCGCAAAAUAGAAAAUACUUUAUGUUGCGUACGAAAAGCAAAAAACAAAAAACAAAUUGUGUUUGUGCACAAACAAAAAAAGAACAAGAGAUUUAUGUUAAAGUUUAAUUCAUUUUCCAUGUGCAGUCUCGGACAUGUGUGUUUUGUAUGUAAUUAUUUAGUUUUAAUGCUAACAUAUGAAAUGGGGGAAACUUUAAUAAGACUUAAAUGAAUAUGCGUUAAAUGAUUUAAACCUAAGCUAAGUUAUUUGUAUUAUAUAUGUGUAACUCUUAUUGAAAGCAUGGCCAAAGAGAUUUGUUAACAAACAAAGCAACACACACACAAUUAAUUAACAAUGUUCUACACUCAAUUGCCUUCUAUGAUUUUAUCUAACUCAAUUCUUGCUGUAGGCCAAAUUAAUUGAUUUUUUAAAAUGCUCUUGUUAAUAUGCGUAUAAUAUAUAAUAUAUAUAUAGUUAAAAAAAAAACAGCAGCAAGCUAACAAAUGCGAGUAACACAGACAGACAAGACUUGAAUACUGAAUUUAGGCUAAACAUAAUUCAAUCUAACGCAACGUAAUUAGUAAUAAAAGUUAUGUGUAUAAAACAACAAAAAUAUAUAUUAACAAAUGCGAAAUUAACUAUUGUGAAUGUUUUUAUUGAGUUAGUUUAUGUAGCAAACUUAAAAUGCAUAUUAAGUGUACAGAGGCAGAGCGGCAACAA